Molecule: messenger RNA, 630 nt
Organism: Nelumbo nucifera (sacred lotus)
Lineage: Eukaryota; Viridiplantae; Streptophyta; Magnoliopsida; Proteales; Nelumbonaceae
Source: RefSeq, a predicted model, not a curated record
AUGAAUGCACUUUGGGCGAAGAACAAAAUUGGAUUCAUUAAUGGCACACUCAAGAAUCUGAAUGGGACAAAAACUGCAAAACUUCAUGCCUGGAUGAAAUGCAACUCUAUGGUAGUUUCCUGGAUUUACAAUGCUUUGGCAAAAGAAUUGCAUGAAAGUGUGGCUUAUGAGAAUCUCUCUGUCUCCAUCUAUUUCACAAAAUUGAAAGCAAUUUGGGAUGAACUUUCAAUCUACACACCAGGGCUGAUCUGUUCAUACCCCUGUUCUUGUGAAGCUUCAAAAGAUUUCCAUGUUGAAAGAGAUAAAGAAAAGGUCUAUCAGUUCUUGUUGGGGCUUAGUGACCGCUUCAACAACAUCAGAUCUUACAUUCUGAGUAUGGAACCCCUGCCCAUGGUAACCAAAGUUUAUGCCAUGGUUUCACAAGAUGAAAGACACCAAGCAUUAGUCUCACAUCAAGGCUUGACCAUGGAAGCAGCUGCUCUUCACGUAGCUGGACCAUCCAAACCCAACAACAGUAAAAGCAUUAAAGAUCACCCCAAAAUCAAGUGCGAUCAUUGCAAGAAACCUGGACAUAGCAAGGACAGAUGCUAUGAACUGCAUGGUUACCCACCUGGCUGGGAAUCAAAGUGA